GCAUGAUUGUGCAAUAAAUGGACGUGAGUACUUUGCAGAAGCAAGAAAUGUAGGCCCCAAUUUCUCACUUCUCCCAUGUAUAUAUACACACCUUGAGUAAUAGCUUUCUCCCCAAAUAUGUUAUUUUCCCAUAUUUUUCUUUUGCUUCUCAAGCUUGAAAUUAAAAAUCAUAACUGCCUCACUUGAUCACUAGCCUUCCUCCUACUAUAUAUAACUGGCCUUUAAUUUUCGUCCAACUAAUUCUAGACGACGAACUCUCCAAUCAUAUUUCAAUUUAAUACCAAAAAAGAAAAGAAAAGAAAGCUAUGUGCCACCUUAAACCAACUCCUCUUCCCUCCUAUUCCCCUACUUCUAACAAAAGCCAUAUCGUGGAUCCUCCCACAGACGAUCAAGAACUCCAUAGAUGGCCAACUGCAUCCCAGGUGAUUGAAGAAGUGAAAGCCAUAGGCAAAAUAUCCGGACCCACAACAAUCACUGGGCUGAUUCUAUUCUCAAGAAGCAUGAUCUCAAUGCUCUUCCUCGGCUACCUCGGCGACCUCGAGCUCGCGGGCGGCGCCCUCGCCAUCGGCAUCGCCAACAUCACCGGAUACGCCGUCUUAUCCGGCCUCGCCAUGGGCAUGGACCCCAUCUGCGCCCAGGCCUACGGCGCCGACCAAAUGAACCUCCUCGCUCUCACUCUCCACCGCACCAUCGCCCUCCUCCUCGCCGCCUCCCUCCCCAUCGCCGCCGUCUGGUUCAACAUCAACCACAUCCUCCUAUGGUGCAACCAAGACGCGCAGAUCUCCUCGGUUGCGCAGAAUUUCGUCGCCUUCGCCAUUCCCGACCUCUUCUUCCUCUCCUUCCUCCACCCUCUCAGGAUCUUCCUGAGGGCGCAGGGGGUCACGCUGCCGGUCAUGGCGCUCACGUUCGCCGCCAUUCUGCUGCACAUUCCCGCCAAUUUCAUGCUCGUCAAGUAUCUCGAGCUCGGCGUCGCCGGCGUCGCGCUGGCGACGGCGCUCACCGAUUUAAACCUAAUUUUGUUCCUGUGUCUAUUUGUGCGUAUAUCGGGGGUGUGCGAGAGGUCGUGGAUUUCUCCAACGGCGGAGUGCCUACGUGGAUGGUCGGCGCUGCUCAGCCUCGCCGUGCCGGCGUGCGUCUCCGUUUGUCUGGAGUGGUGGUGGUACGAGCUGAUGAUCGUGCUGUGCGGGCUGCUGGCGAACCCCAGGGCUACGAUUUCCUCAAUGGGGAUUUUGAUCCAGACGACGUCCUUCAUGUACGUCUUUCCUUCGGCUUUAAGCCUCGGCGUGGCGACGAGGGUGGGGAACGAGCUCGGGGCGGGGCGACCGGCGAGGGCACGCGUCGCCUCCAUCGCGGCGCUGCUCUGCGCCGCUGCGAUGGGCGUGGCGGCUGUGGCGUUCGCGACCGCGAUGAGGGAGAGGUGGGGGCGGUUGUUCACGGACGACGGCGAGAUCCUGAAGCUGACGGCGGCGGCGCUGCCGAUAGCGGGGCUGUGUGAGCUGGGGAACUGCCCGCAGACGGCGGCGGGAGGGGUCCUGCGGGGGAGCGCGCGGGCGGGGGUGGGGGCGAGGGUGAACCUGGGGUCGUUCUAUCUGGUGGGGAUGCCGGCGGCGUUCGUGAUGGGGUUCGGGAUGGGGAUGGGGUUUAGGGGGCUGUGGGUGGGGCUGUUGGCGGCGCAGGUGAGCUGCGCGGCGGCGAUGGUGGCGGUGCUGUGGAGGACGGAUUGGAGGGAGGAGAUGGAGAGAGGGAGGGAGGUGAGGGGAGUGAAGAAAAGGGAUGGUGUUUCUGAUGCUCAAAUUAUUUAUAGGAAUGAUGAGAUGAUGAAGCUUCAAACUCAACAUAACCCUCUCAUUCUUGUUGUGUGUUGAUAAUGAUUGCUUUUCAUUGUUUUUUCAACUUUCAUUACAUCGUCAUCCUAUUUUGUGAGCACGUGACAAUAAUAUUUUUUUUAAUAUUAUUCUUUAUAGU
Salvia miltiorrhiza (redroot sage) is the source of this 1965-nucleotide messenger RNA. Its product is annotated as protein DETOXIFICATION 48-like. The transcript is spliced from 2 exons. Gene Ontology annotation, biological process: xenobiotic detoxification by transmembrane export across the plasma membrane. NCBI's taxonomy places the organism in Eukaryota, Viridiplantae, Streptophyta, Magnoliopsida, Lamiales, Lamiaceae. Gene Ontology annotation, molecular function: xenobiotic transmembrane transporter activity; antiporter activity. The record is from RefSeq and is a predicted model, not a curated record. Bases 306 to 1865 code for a protein of 519 amino acids. Gene Ontology annotation, cellular component: membrane.